CUCCAGCGCUGUGAAAUUGAGGGUUCGCGUGCCCGCUUGUCCGGCCUGCUCGGGCAUGUAAAAGCCUCCCUGAAGGCCACUGGUCAUGAUCUGCUAGAAGCGGACCUCAGCCACGCACUCGCCAACACCUCUGCGGAAGAUGCGAGCCCACUCAUGAUGGAGUUUGCCUUUGAUAAAGUGAAUAAGGGCAACGGUGCGGCACUGGAAUGGGCCAAGCGAACCGCAGAUAGCCUCAGUCUGCCAGAACCCCUUAGCGUGCGGCCAGAAGCAUUUAAGGAUCUCAAAAGUGAUCCGCAGGCGAAGUUUGCAGUGAUGCGGCUCAUCUGUUCACCCGAUGCGCACUCCGAAUGGCAGCCUACCUGGCGUCAGUUUAGGGAAGAGCUUUACAGAGCCGCUCGGUUAGGAGCUGACUCUAGGUCCGUACCAUCGUCAUCGUCAUCUUCAGGCCAACAACACCCCCUAUAA
Dibothriocephalus latus is the source of this 465-nucleotide messenger RNA. NCBI's taxonomy places the organism in Eukaryota, Metazoa, Platyhelminthes, Cestoda, Diphyllobothriidea, Diphyllobothriidae. The record is from the annotation of a GenBank genome assembly.